ACCGCCCACUCAAAUUGAAAUCAGUCCAACUCCGGUCAUGGCUGCACUUCACUCUGGUUAUUCUCAUCCAGUCCUUAGAGUAUGGCAGAGUAAUGCUGGCACGGCGCCUGUCACUGAUUAUUUCAUAUACCCUUUGUUUAUAACUGAUGACCCUGAUGGUAAAGAGGAAAUAGCCAGUCUUCCUGAACAGUACAGAUGGGGUGUUAAUAAAUUACAAGACGCUUUAGAUGAACUGGUGAAGGAGGGAUUACGUGCUGUCUUGCUUUUUGGAGUACCACAAAAAAUUGAAAAGGAUGGUACAGGUAGUUCGGCAGAUUGCUCUGAUAAUCCUGUCAUACUAGCAGUAAAGAGAUUACGUGAAUUAUAUCCAUCAUUACUAAUAUCCUGUGACGUCUGUUUAUGUCCAUACACUGAUCAUGGACACUGUGGUAUCCUAACUAAUACUGGGUCACUGGAUAAUCCAAAGAGUAUCAAGAGAUUGGCUGAGAUUGCUGUGGCCUAUGGUAAAGCUGGGGCCCAUGUUGUAGCACCCUCAGACAUGAUGGACAAUAGAGUGAGAGCCAUUAAACAAGGACUGGAGCUAAAUGGUCUGUCUACUAGUGUAGCUGUAAUGAGCUACAGUGCCAAGUUUGCAUCUAGCUUCUAUGGACCAUUCAGAGAUGCUGCCAAGUCAGCCCCAGCCUUUGGUGAUAGAAGAUGUUAUCAGUUACCUCCUUCAGCUAGAGGCUUGGCUAAGAGAGCAGUGGAUAGAGAUAUUGAGGAGGGAGCUGAUAUCAUUAUGGUGAAACCUGGUAUGCCUUAUUUGGACAUAGUCCGUGAUACAAAAGAAAAGCAUCCUGAAUUUCCAUUGGCAAUCUAUCAAGUGUCCGGAGAGUAUGCAAUGCUGUGGCAUGGAAGCACUGCUGGAGCUUUUAAUUUAAAGAUCAUUGUAAUGGAGAGUAUAGAGUCAAUGAGACGUGCUGGUGCCGAUAUAAUCAUCAGCUACUAUACGCCUAAACUGUUGAAGUGGUACAAACCUGGACAAGAUUAAAGAUGACAUUCAUAGAAUUUUUUCAAUGACGUAUAUUUCAAUUCUGAUAUUUUUUAAAGUAAAUGAAAAGCGAUGAUGAAUCAAAAAAAUAGAAA
Amphimedon queenslandica is the source of this 1125-nucleotide messenger RNA. Its product is annotated as delta-aminolevulinic acid dehydratase-like. The record is from RefSeq and is a predicted model, not a curated record. Lineage: Eukaryota; Metazoa; Porifera; Demospongiae; Haplosclerida; Niphatidae. Gene Ontology annotation, cellular component: cytosol. Bases 38 to 1030 code for a protein of 330 amino acids. The transcript is spliced from 9 exons. Gene Ontology annotation, molecular function: porphobilinogen synthase activity; zinc ion binding. Gene Ontology annotation, biological process: heme biosynthetic process.